GUGGUGAGUCGGGUGUCGGUGGCGGAGCGAAGGCGGCGGGUAUGAAAGAGUGAAAUGGCUGCUGCAGAACCAACCAGUAGGCCACCCUCUGGGUCUAAAAGCAUUUCCUUUGAUCUGCCAGUACACUCCAUCGAAGGCCCCAACAUCAUGAAUAUUCCAAGGCCUAAAUCUGCCAAAGGUCGUAGUCGGUCUAGCUCUGCGUAUGUUCACAGUGCAGAGACUUGUUCAUAUCCCAUUCCGGUUCCAACUACUUUUGGCGAUCGGAGCAGCUGUCCCUCUUCCUCGCCCCCUGAGUUAUAUCCACCCGCCAGGAUCACUCGAGUGACCAAAGACGAAGUUCCAGAACUUCUCCAUCAUAUUCCAUCUCGGCCAUCUUCCUCCUUAAACAGGUACAGAGUUCUACCAUCCAUUGGGAGGAGGGAGUCCAGUGAUGUUGGAACCAAGACUGCAGACCACAAAGACAAUCAGCUGCACUUGCAUGUUGACCUUGAAGAAAAAUUAAAAUUCCAUGAGGAAAAGAAGCCAUCAGUCUUCAAAUCCAACAUUGCAACUUCCAAAGCACCCUUGCUUCAAAGUCCAGUAGUCUUUCCACCAGAUGAGCCUUCAGAAUCCGAGCCGAGAUUGCGACUUGCUGUGAGGUACCCAUCGGGCCAGAGGUUUGAGCGUUGCUUCAGACCUUCAGACACCCUACAAACUAUCCUAUCUGUGGCGGAAUGGCAGUGUAAUGGCAACUAUAAGAACUUUGUGGUUGAAACGAUGGAUGUGCCUAGGAGGAGCUUCAAUGACCUGUCGAAGACUCUGGAGGAAUGUGGAAUUCAGAAUAAAUCAGUUCUUUGUAUCUUACAAGGUGACGGUGAUUAGUACUUGUGUAUCAGUUUUUCUAUUGUGAAUUGUGAGAGGAUGUCAAACCUAUGGACCACCACAAAUUAAGUAAUUUAAGAUUUCUGACCAUAAAUCCAAUUGAUGGGGCAAGCAGCAUCAUUUAAAUGGCAUUUUCUUACAUUCUAAAAAGUAUGAUUAUCAGUGGAAAGGUUGACAGUUGAGGUUGUGAUCUAAAUUUUCCAUGACCACUUUCAGUGCUGUGGUGUCCAGUAAUUAUGCACCUGUUAAAUAGAAGAACUUGUGGAUAAUUUACAAUCCCAAAUGGUGAUCAAAAAAAUAAAAGGGAACCUUAGUGUAUAUCAUGCAUGAUAAUAACAUGUUUACUUGUGCUGUGGUCUCUCCCAUUACACAGAGUGAUAGGAAUUCCUCUCCAACGCAAUUCCAAAGGGCAGUUUAAUAGUAACUUCAGUAGGCUGCCUGUUCAAAAUGCACUUGUCAGAGGUCAUUGGCAAAAUCUGUAGCCAUCAUAACUCGCCUUAGUUGGGAGUAAAUAAACAGAGGAUGGAAAAUAUAGUCUGUUGCAAUGAUCAACAAUCUGUAGCACUUUUAGGUACAGAGCAUUCAUUUACAGUCAUUUUUAUAACUAGAUGUACAGCUUGGAUAAGUUAUAGUUAUCUGUCCCAACCUGGAUCAAAGCAAAGCCAGAUCUUCAAAGUCUUCCUAGUAUAAGGUAAGCCUUUAAGUUCCUCAUUGUUGGGGUGCCAUUGGUCAGUGGGGAUACAUGGUGCCAGUCCCCUUUACUCACCUGCAAUCUCCUUUCUGGCCCAAAGCAGAUCUACCAGUUGAAAUGGCAGUUCUCGCAUAGAGUAACUACUUUCAGAGCUCCUGUUGUGGAGGGAAAUCCCAGGGUAAGGAUGGCAUUUCCAAAGAGCAUUUUGUGUGCAGCUGCAGAAAGUGGACCUGGGAUUCAUGAUCCCAGCACAGUCAAUGCAUUGCACAUUGUGUAGAAUUUUUGGUCAGCCACAGCUUUAACAGAAGCCCCAUGCAGCAUUGCUUCAGCACAGUUUUUUUUAUAUGCACAACAGAUUCUAUCCAAUCUCUUUUGCUGAUGCACCUACUGGAUAGUUCAAAUUCUUUUGAGCAAAACACAAAGUUGUAUGAGCAGUGGGAAAUGGCACUGAAAUUAUGGACGCACAGUUUUCAGAAAUAUUUACUCGGGCUCAGUUUUAAAUGAUGAAAGAUGUAAUGGUCUUUCCUUGAGUUUGGCACAACCACAUCGCCGUCUGAUCACAUCAUCCAUGCUGCAUGAAACUCUGUGGGGGGUGGGGAGGAAUACAAGCUGCAGUAAAGUGCUGUGAAAGGGCCGUUUGAACUGUAAGAUAGACUAGACCCAGCCCCCUUAACAAAAAGGGCAAAGGAUAAACAGCAAGAGCUUAAUGUAGCAGAGAGCUGUGGUUCCUAGUUUUAAGAUUUUCCUUUGAUUUUUGUCAGUCUGUAGAUGGACAAGUGAGCAUUUCAUGCUUUUAAUCUACACGUAGGAGUGGCUUUAAUUUUUUAAUGAUUCUUAUGAAAUUUUAAUAUAUUUUGUUUAAAAUAUUGUGACAUUUCUGAUCUGGUCGUAUAAUGCCAACCUGUUUAUAUUGUGACAUUUUCUUUAUAGCCUUUUGUUUACAUUACUGGUUAUAUAGCACAGAACAGAGCUAGAAGAAUGUAUCAAAUAAUUUUACUGAACAAUUCUGAUCUGAAUGUUAUGUUGAUUUACUACAGUUUCUGUUCAAACCCAUGACAGGAUUUAAAAUCCUUCACAGGAUAUUUGGUUUUCAAAUAGAAUAUUGACAUUCAUUUCAAGUUGAAAGAACCAAACUGUAAUAAAUAUUGAAUAUCUUCUGUUUGAAUCCAC
Pristis pectinata (smalltooth sawfish) is the source of this 2722-nucleotide messenger RNA. It is a transcript of the gene ubxn10, whose product is annotated as UBX domain protein 10. The coding region runs from base 55 to 861 and encodes 268 amino acids. Lineage: Eukaryota; Metazoa; Chordata; Chondrichthyes; Rhinopristiformes; Pristidae. Gene Ontology annotation, molecular function: ubiquitin binding. The transcript has 2 exons. Gene Ontology annotation, cellular component: endoplasmic reticulum. The record is from RefSeq and is a predicted model, not a curated record.